This is a messenger RNA of Numida meleagris (helmeted guineafowl), 3395 nucleotides long. RefSeq names its product ring finger protein 146 (gene RNF146). The record is from RefSeq and is a predicted model, not a curated record. The transcript has 2 exons. Gene Ontology annotation, biological process: Wnt signaling pathway; ubiquitin-dependent protein catabolic process. Lineage: Eukaryota; Metazoa; Chordata; Aves; Galliformes; Numididae. Gene Ontology annotation, cellular component: cytoplasm; nucleus. Bases 1644 to 2696 code for a protein of 350 amino acids. Gene Ontology annotation, molecular function: zinc ion binding; poly-ADP-D-ribose binding; ubiquitin protein ligase activity.
ACCCUCACUGCUUUUAGUUUACUCUUGAGUUAGCUCAUGAUGCCAGAAUUUGAUUUGUCAAAAUAAACUAAUUUUUAAUCCCAGCAGUCUGCAAGUUCUUAAUCGUGAUACACAGGUUAUAUAGUAUUGGUUGUUUCUCUUUUAUCAUCAGCUUGUAAAAUGUAUUUAGGGGAAGGAAGCCUUUUGUAAAACUGUAGCAUGGGAACAAAAAGCUGCUGUGCCUUUUUUCCACAGUAGUAUGUUAUUAUGGGAACAUUUGAAAAUUCAGAUCCUUUUUCCUCAGCCGUGGUUGGCACAAAUUAAUCAAUACAUGGGUUUCUCUUUCUGCUCUUUUGUUGUGAGAUACUGAUCAAAUUGUUUCCAUGGGUGCUCUGAAAUCUGAAUAGCUUUUCUUCCUUCCUUUUUCUAAUAAGUUUCUCAUAAUAAAAAAAUAAUUUUGGUGUUAAGUUCUGUUCCCAGAUAUAACCUGAAACGUGUGAGGCUGCCAGAAAGCAACUUGUUCACAACACUGCCAGCAUAGAUCUUGCGCUUAGAUAUGUACUGUACAGUAAAGACAAUUACCAGGUGAUAAUGCUUGUGUCUGCAUCUGGUAAGAUGCUUGAAGAACUAGUACACAGAUUAGGGUUUAAUCUCAGAAAAAUUUAGAUACAAAACUGAAAUAUAGAUGGAUACAAUUAUGUGCUACUUCAGGAAAAAUCUGAGCUGUAGAGCUUUUAAAAAUGGUUUGAUUAAAAUAAUUGGAUUAGAGAAAGAGAUUGGCCUUCUGAGAGGAAAUUACAGUGAUAGAAGGAAACAGAAUACAGAGACACAUUUUAAGUAAAUAGCACUUAUAUAUGUUUCUGUAUCUAUAAUUUUUUUAAUAUCCCAGUGUAUAUUUGGAUGAAGCAGCAGAAGCUUUUACAGUUAACACUGGAGAUUUUCUCCUGAGGUAAUGUGUUUUGCUAUAAAUAUGUCUAACACUGGAAGGGGCUGUCCAGGCAGACUGUGAUACAACUGUCCUUGCAGAUUUCAAAAAAAAACGAAUCUGGACAAAGCCGUGACUGAUGAGAUCUAGUAUUGUUGGUUAGGUCAUGUGGAGCAGAAAAUGGGACUGCAUCACCUCUGAUGGUUCCUUUCGACCCACCUUUCUGUGAUAAUUUUGGAUUAACUAUUUUCAGUUGUUUUUACUGAAAGGCUGUCUUGUUGAAUAUGAGCCCUGUUCUGCCAAGUUCCUUGGAGACUUACAAUGGAAAAGGCACCUUUUCAGGCCCCAUCUCCCAAAGCCUAUUCUCCUCCCUCAUUUGAUAUUUGGUGUUUUGUUUUGAUUGAAAAUAAAUAAGAAUAAAAAGGGAAAAUUACCACGAACUGGUCUGUAAAAGAUGGCCAUGGCUAAAACAUCUUUGAGCAGGUAUUUGCAUGUCAAAGCUAGAGUAUUUCGCCUACUGAAAUCCUACAAAAUGCCAGAGCAGCACAGUUAUGCAUUCUUUGGUCUUACUCUCGCUUUUCAUACAGUUGGUUAGAAAAAUCAUCUUUAAUGACAGAAGUAAGGCGUGGCCAGAGAAGGGAGAGGCAAUGACUUCACAAACUAAUCAGAUUCUGGCUGUGUGUUUCAUCUCCUGUAAUAUGGUACCCCUUCUGCUGGGCUGGAACAAUUCCUUUUGAGGAUGGCUGGCUGUGGUGAAAUAGAUCAUUCGAUCAACAUGCUUCCCACAAAUAGGAAGACAAAUGAGUCGUGUGCUAACGCUGCACCUUCCCUGACAGUCCCUGAAUGUGCUAUCUGUCUGCAGACAUGUGUCCAUCCAGUAAGCCUGCCUUGUAAACAUGUGUUCUGCUACCUAUGUGUCAAGGGAGCUUCUUGGCUUGGGAAACGUUGUGCGCUCUGCCGGCAGGAGAUCCCGGAGGAUUUUCUUGACAAGCCAACCCUUUUAUCACCAGAAGAACUCAAAGCAGCAAGCAGAGGCAAUGGAGAAUAUGCUUGGUACUAUGAAGGGAGAAAUGGUUGGUGGCAGUAUGAUGAACGUACCAGCAGAGAGCUGGAAGAUGCCUUUUCCAAGGGUAAAAAGAGCACUGAAAUGCUAAUUGCUGGGUUUUUAUACGUAGCAGAUCUUGAAAACAUGGUUCAGUAUAGGAGAAAUGAGCAUGGACGGCGCAGAAAAAUAAAACGGGACAUAAUAGAUAUACCAAAGAAGGGAGUGGCUGGGCUUAGGUUGGACUGUGACACUAACAGUGUCAACCUGGCACGAGAGAGCUCUGCUGAUGGUGCCGACAGCACACUGACUGGGGGGGCUGCAGCUGUACAGCCGCUGGUGCCUGUUUCUGCUAGGCCCCUGCCCUCACUGGAUGGUCAGCUCAUGAGUCCUUCGACACCCUCUCCUGAUGCAAGCACUUCCCUGGAGAACUCUUUUGCCCACUUACAAAUAAAUGGAGACAGUAUGGCUGAAAGGAGUCAUAGGGGAGAGGGAGAGGAGGACCACGAAUCAUCAUCUUCUGGUAGGGUGCCAGCCCCUGACACCUCUGUGGAGGAGACCGAUUCAGAUGCUAGCAGCGAUAGCGAGGAUGUGUCUGCUCCCCUCGAGCAACACGCAUCCUCUGCCCAGCAGAGACACUCAAAUGCAAACGCAAACCAGUCUGGAGCGGAUAGACCAGUGGCAGGGGGAGGGGUGGCAGGUGUAAGAUCGAGGAGGCCAGAUGGACAGUGCACAGUCACUGAAGUUUAAAUCUGGAGCAUUGCGAUUUAAAAACUCAGUCUCCUAUCUGUAUAUUUUCUGUCCACAUUGGCAUUGCACUCAAAUCUAGCAGUGUGUUUGGUGGGAGGGUGGGGUGAAGGGAAGAAACAGAUUUGGCCUAACUUAAGUCUUUUAACAUGUCUUAGCUGGAAGACUAACUGUAAGAAACUGGGUUGUCCUGUUAACGGGUUGAAAGCUGCUUAGCAAUACCCAGUUUUCUUGAAAAUGUCUUGUGUUUAUUUUGUAGCAUUUUCCCCUUGAAGAUAUUCUGUCCCUUUUUGGCCAAUGUAUACCUACUGUACAACUUGAAUUGUCUUCAUUAUCUGAUUGUUGCAUUAAGUGUCUUACUACUUUCUGCAUGGAUUGAUGUAUGAAAAGAACACUAAAGCAAUGUGGGAGCAGACAAGAUGUUGGGUGUGAGCAGGAUGCUUAAUUUAAAUGUGAGAAAAAUAGAUGUGAGUUUGGAGUUAAAAUGUGUUUUUAUUAGACAAAGAGCAAGCAUUUACCUUCCUUCAAUGGAAAUGUAAAAAUGCUGUUAACUUUUGUUGCAAAUUCUUACCUUCAUGGCAUUUUCAUUGGCUUUGCCAUCUAGUCCUUGUAGUUCUGUUUUUGAGGUCUUUCUUGAUCUGUCUCGUUUUUGUUACGGAAUUUAUAAUUUAAUAAAACUACAUUUUAUCAGUAACCAUCUUA